This is a messenger RNA of Centropristis striata (black sea bass), 904 nucleotides long. It is a transcript of the gene folr, whose product is annotated as folate receptor. The record is from RefSeq and is a predicted model, not a curated record. NCBI's taxonomy places the organism in Eukaryota, Metazoa, Chordata, Actinopteri, Perciformes, Serranidae. Gene Ontology annotation, cellular component: external side of plasma membrane. The transcript has 5 exons. Gene Ontology annotation, molecular function: signaling receptor activity. Bases 139 to 867 code for a protein of 242 amino acids.
AGACUUUGGACACUGGAGACUUAUGCAUGCACAGAUGUGUCUUAUUUUGUCUUGAGGAGUGUGUAAGAGGUGACUGGUAACGCUGACUUGUAGGCUAAUCCCUUCAGGAACGAAUCAUCACAGAAUCUAACAAGAGCCAUGUGGGUUGUCCUGACCUUGCUGCUAGCCCUCUCCAGUGGCGCUCUGUCUCUGGACAAACUCAACAUGUGUAUGGACGCCAAACACCACAAAGUAGAACCUGGUCCUGAGGGACAACUUUACCUCCAGUGUGCUCCCUGGCGUGAGAAUGCAUGCUGUAUGGCCAACACCACCGAAGAAGCCCACAGCGAUAACUCCUACCUGUACAACUUCAACUGGAAUCACUGUGGUGUCAUGAGCCCCCAGUGCAAGAAACAUUUCAUCCAGGACACGUGCUUCUAUGAGUGCUCACCACAUCUGGGGCCCUGGAUACAACAAGUGGAUCAGAGCUGGCGUAAGGAGCGUAUCGUGGAUGUGCCUCUGUGUAAGGAGGACUGCCACACAUGGUGGGAAGACUGCAAGAAUGAUUUCACCUGCAAGACUGACUGGCACAAGGGAUGGGACUGGAGCACAGGUGUUAACAAAUGCCCUACAAACAGCAAGUGCAGAAAGUGGACUGACGUUUACCCCACACCCAAGUCCAUGUGUGAACAAAUCUGGUCCAAUUCCUACCUUUACACCACCCACACCAACACCUCAGGCCGCUGCAUGCAGCUCUGGUUCACUGGGGCGAACCCAAACAGGAAGGUAGCUGAGUACUACCUAAACAACGCACAGCAACGCCAAGGCUCUGCCCUGACAUCGCUACUUCUCCUGGCUUUUUCAUCUUUCUCUGCUAUGAUGUACUGAAAUAACACCCUAGACCUAUCCUGUGUCAAUCUUGGAA